GCCACCAUGUCGGCGAAAGAAAGACCAAAAGGAAAGGUGACGAAAGACAGCGUUACCUUGCUGCCUUGCUUCUAUUUUGUUGAGCUGCCCAUCCUGGUGUCGUCGGUGGUGAGCCUGUAUUUCCUGGAGCUGACGGACAUGUUCAAGCCAGUUCGCUCGGGCUUCAGCUGCAACGACCGCAGCCUGAGUCUCCCCUACAUCGAGCCCACGCACGAGGCUGUGCCCUUCCUCAUGCUGCUCAGCCUGGCCUUCGCUGCGCCCGCCAUCACGAUAAUGAUCGGAGAGGGGAUUCUGUUCUGCUGCCUAUCCAGGAGGCACAAUGGGGCCGGAGCCGAGGCCGACAUCAACGCCGCCGGCUGCAACUUCAACUCCUACAUACGCCGGGCCGUCAGGUUUGUGGGUGUCCAUGUUUUUGGCCUCUGUGCCACCGCCCUCAUCACUGACAUCAUCCAGUUGGCCACAGGCUACCACGCCCCGUACUUCCUGACUGUGUGCAAGCCCAACUACACCAGCCUCAACUUCUCCUGCGACGAGAACGCCUACAUCAUGGACGACAUCUGCUCCGGAGCCGACCCUGCCGUCAUCAACUCUGGCAGAAAAUCUUUCCCCUCCCAGCAUGCUACUUUGGCAUCCUUCGCCGCCGUCUACAUCUCGAUGUACUUUAACAGCACGCUGACCGACUCAUCUAAACUGCUGAAGCCUCUGCUGGUGUUCUCCUUCAUCAUCUGCGCCAUCAUCUGUGGCCUGACUCGCAUCAUCCAAUACAAGAACCACGCCAUCGACGUCUACCUGGGUUUCAUCCUCGGAGGAGGGAUAGCGGUAUACCUGGGUCUGUAUGCUGUGGGGAACUUCCAGCCCAGCGAGGAUGAGUCCCGCUCCCAAACGCCGCUCCGAGGCCCCCCCAGGACCCUCCACAGCAACGACGGCGGCAUGUCCACGUCACACUCGGAGGGCGCGCUGCACCGCAACCACCACGGCGGCCCCCCGCACGGGCCCGGCUCCAUGGGCAGCCUGAAGCGAUCCAGCGCCGACGUGGAGGUGAUCUCGCCCAUCAGCGCCCUCGGCAAGGACAGCCUGGUGACCUUCAGCAACACGCUGCCCCGCGCCCACGUGGGCACCGGCGAGGAGGUGUCGCGGCGCACGGCCACCUACCACGCCUCCAUGGACUCCAGCCGCUCCAAGCAGCUGCUGUCCCAGUGGAAGAGCAAGAACGAGAGCCGCAAGAUGUCGCUGCAGACCAUGGAAGCGCCGGGCGGGUGCGGACCCUCGCCCUCGCGCAGUAUGGACGGCCGCUGCAGCUCCGAGCCCUCGCCGCAGGCCCUCAACGGCGAACUCCAGCUGCACCAGGGCCCCGCCGCGCAGUACCUCAAGAUGGCCACCGGCAGCAACACGCUGCCCACCAAUCCCAGCGGGAUCACGGGCGGCGCACGCGUCUCCAUGCAGUCCCGGCCGGGCUCCUCGCAGUUGGUCCACAUCCCUGAGGAGACGCAGGAGAACGCCUGCGGCUCGCCCACCUCCAGCGCCGCCGCCCGCGCAAAGUGGCAGAAGGCGGCGGAGAUGGGCGUCGCCGUCAUUAGGACUAACGGGCAGCCGCGUAUCAUGCAGGUGAUCGCCAUGUCCAAGCAACAGGGCCUGCUCCACUCCAACUCGCAGAGCUCCGACAGCAGCGGGAACUCCUUCCGCUACAAGACCCUGCAGGAGCACUGCCAGGGGACCAUCAUCCGGGUGGAGGCCCACCCAGAGGACACGCGGUCCACGAUGCAGGCCCCCUGCCCGGAUGGCAGCAUGAGUGGCCCUGGGAGCGGAUCGUGGACAUGGAAGUCCCAGGGCAGCCUGCGGCAGUCCUUCGAGCUCAACGACCUCAACAGGGACUCGGGCAGCUCGGAAUCGCUGCGGGACGGCUACGGCUCAGCCGACCGUGACCACCACUACCCCCAUCCCCACCCGCACCUCCAUCAGGGCAUCUCCACCAUCCGGGUCACCCCGCUGGAGGGCAGCGGGGACGGGGGCCUGAGUGGCUCGGAGAGCCUGUCGGUGGCCUCCAGCCGGGACUCCACGCUCCGCAGGAAAGGCAAGCUCAUCCUCAUCCCCGAGAGGAGCAACAGCCCCGAUAACGCCCGGAACAUUUUCUACAAGGGGACUUCCUCCACGCCAGUUCCCAGGGAGUAGGACAUUGCUCCCAAAGAAUUUGCGUGGCAUUUAGUUGUUGUUGUUUUGUUUUGUUUUUCUUGUUUUGAAAAAGCAGAUUUGCUGCUGGGAUUGACAGAGAACCCCCCCCCCCCCAAACAUCUGAAGGAUGAGGAAUCAGCUCUUUGCAUUCAUGUGAAGCCUCAAGCUGCUGGUAGGAUUAGCUUCACAACUGUAUUCACGUUUAGGUAUAGUUAUAAUUUUGUUAUGUGCAUGUUUUUUUUGGUCAUUUAUAAAUAUAUAUAUAUA
Molecule: messenger RNA, 2436 nt
Organism: Clupea harengus (Atlantic herring)
Lineage: Eukaryota; Metazoa; Chordata; Actinopteri; Clupeiformes; Clupeidae
Gene: plppr4b
Product: 2-lysophosphatidate phosphatase PLPPR4
Exons: 12
Coding region: 7-2169 (720 amino acids)
Biological process (GO): signal transduction; phospholipid dephosphorylation; axonogenesis
Cellular component (GO): plasma membrane
Molecular function (GO): phosphatidate phosphatase activity
Source: RefSeq, a predicted model, not a curated record